GAGAGCGACCCGCCCAGCGCGAACCCCGGCCCCGAGAGCGACCGGACCCGAACGCGGACCCUGGCCCCAGAGCGCGGCCUCGCCCGUCUCGCCCGCCUCGCCCGCCCCGGCCGCCCGGCCGCGGACAUGGACAGCGCCCGCUCGCCCUAGAUGAACGGCGAUGGCGGCCGCCGAGACGCCCCCGGCGCGCUGAUGGAGGCCGGGCGCUGCGCGGGACUCCCGGGCAUGGCGGAGCCGGCGGCGGCGGUGCCGCGGACGCGGGCGGCGCGGCCCGGGCCGCAGCGCUUUCUGCGGCGCAGCGUGGUGGAGUCGGACCAGGAGGAGCCGCCGGGUCUGGAGGCGGCCGAGGCGCCGGGCGCGCAGCCCCCGCAGCCCCUGCAGCGCCGGGUGCUGCUGCUCUGCAAGACGCGCCGCCUCAUCGCCGAGCGCGCCCGCGGCCGCCCCGCCGCGCCCGCCCCCGCCGCGCCCUGCGCGCCCGCAGCGCCGCCCGCACCGCCCGCACCGCCCGCAGCCCCCGGGCCGGAGCCGACCGCUAGCGAGCCGGGCCCCGACUCCAGCGCCGCGCCGCCCGAGCCCGUCCCCGACGGCGGCCCCCUGCGGGAGGCGGCCGAGGCCAAGAAGGAGGAGGACGCCGGGGUGACCGGGGCGAAGCCAGAGCCCGAGCCGGGGCGCGCUCGCCAGGAUGAGCCCGAGGAAGAGGAGGACGACGAGGACGACCUCAAGGCCGUGGCCACCUCGCUGGACGGCCGCUUCCUCAAGUUCGACAUCGAGCUGGGCCGCGGGUCUUUCAAGACAGUCUACAAGGGGCUGGACACGGAGACCUGGGUGGAGGUGGCCUGGUGCGAGCUGCAGGACCGGAAGCUCACCAAGUUGGAGCGGCAGCGCUUCAAGGAGGAGGCCGAGAUGCUGAAGGGCCUGCAGCACCCCAACAUUGUGCGCUUCUAUGACUUCUGGGAGUCCAGCGCCAAGGGCAAGCGCUGCAUUGUGCUGGUGACCGAGCUGAUGACCUCGGGGACGCUCAAAACGUACCUGAAGCGGUUCAAGGUGAUGAAGCCCAAGGUGCUGCGCAGCUGGUGCCGGCAGAUACUUAAGGGUCUGUUGUUUCUGCAUACUCGGACCCCUCCCAUCAUCCACCGUGACCUCAAAUGCGACAACAUCUUCAUCACUGGGCCCACGGGGUCUGUGAAGAUCGGAGACUUGGGUCUGGCUACCCUGAAAAGAGCAUCCUUUGCCAAGAGUGUGAUAGGCACCCCUGAGUUCAUGGCUCCAGAGAUGUACGAGGAGCACUACGAUGAGUCCGUGGACGUGUACGCCUUUGGGAUGUGCAUGCUGGAGAUGGCCACCUCGGAGUACCCCUACUCGGAGUGCCAGAACGCCGCCCAGAUCUACCGGAAGGUCACCUGUGGAAUCAAACCGGCCAGCUUCGAGAAAGUGUUGGAUCCUGAAAUCAAGGAGAUCAUUGGAGAGUGUAUCUGUAAGAAUAAGGAGGAGAGGUACGAGAUCAAGGACUUGCUGAGCCACGCUUUCUUCGCUGAGGACACAGGCGUGCGGGUGGAGCUGGCUGAGGAGGACCACGGCAGGAAGUCUACCAUUGCCCUGCGGCUCUGGGUGGAGGACCCCAAGAAACUGAAGGGCAAGCCCAAGGACAACGGGGCCAUAGAGUUCACCUUUGACUUGGAGAAAGAGACGCCUGAUGACGUGGCCCAGGAGAUGAUCGAAUCAGGAUUCUUCCAUGAAAGCGAUGUGAAAAUUGUGGCCAAGUCCAUCCGUGACCGUGUGGCGCUGAUCCAGUGGCGGCGGGAAAGAAUCUGGCCGGCAUUGCAGCCCCCAGAGCAGCAGGACCCCGGCAGCCCUGACAGGACCAAGGGCCCACCAGUACCCCUGCAGGUCCAGGUGACCUAUCAUGCACAGACUGGGCCAGCUGAGCCCGAGGAACCCGAGGCCGACCAGCACCUCCCCCCACCCACGCUGCCAGCCAGUGCUACCUCCCUGGCCUCGGACAGCACAUUUGACAGUGGCCAGGGCUCCACGGUGUACUCAGACUCGCAGAGCAGCCAGCACAGUGUGGUGCUGGGCUCCCUGGUGGACGCAGUGCCGCCUGCCGCCCAGUGUGUGUGCAGUCCUCCUGUGAGCGUGACCGUAAACGAGGGGCCUGUCCUGCCACACAGUCUGCCCUCGCUGGGGGCCUACCAGCCGCCUGCCGUGCCCGGCUUGUCAGUGGGCUCCGUCCCGCCCCCCACCCACCCUCCACUCCCGCAGCAGCAUUUCCCAGAACCAGCACUGAGCUUUACUCCCGUGUUGCCGCAGCCCAGUGCCCCUGUGCCCACAGGCCUGGGCCAGCCAGUACCCACUGGCCACCAGCCUCCUCCGCUGGCCCAGCCCACACCUCUGCCACAGGUGCUGGCCUCACAGCCAGUGGGCUCCCUGCAGCCAGUAGCCCCUCAUCUGCCUCCAUACCUGACUCCCACCUCCCAGGUGGUGGCCCCCACUCAGCUGAAGCCUCUCCAGAUGCCACCAGCCCCCCUGCAGCCGUUGGCUCAAGUUCCUCCACAGAUGCCUCCGCUUCCUGUCGUUCCUCCCGUCGCCCCGCUGGCGGCCAUCGACAGCCUCCCUGCCGGCCUCCCUGACCUGCCGGCCGCCAGCGGGCCCCCUAUGCCUCCCCCAUCUCAGUAUUUCUCUCCGGCUGUCAUCUUGCCAAGCCUCCCACUCAGCGCCGCCGCCACCCCCCUGCCCACGUCUCCAGCCCUGCCCCUGCAGGCAGUCAAGCUGCCCCACCCUGCUGGGGCACCGUUGGCCGUGCCGUGCUCAACCAUCAUGCCAAAUGUGGCAGCUGCCGCCACUGCCCUCCCUCUGCUGGCUAUGGCCCCGCAGGGCGUGGCCACCUUGUCCAUUCACCCUGCCAUGGCCCAGCUCCCGGCCCAGCCCAUGUACCCGGCGGCCUUUCCGCAGAUGGUACCCAGCGAUGUCCCUCCUUCCCCCCUCCAUGCAGCACAGACUGUACGGGCUGCCCCCAUGCCAACACCCCCUACACAGCCGGCGCCCCCAAUGCAGCCAGCACCCCCCUUGCUGUCUCAACCCCACCAGCCGGGUCUCACCCGCCUUCCUGAGCAGGCUGCUCCGGCUGUCGGCGCGGGGAGCCAGGCACUGCUUGGCCACCCACCUCCAUAUGCCAUGGACAUCACCGCUCAGGUCCCCACUGCACCUGUACCUGUGUCAUCCACCACCAUGCUGGUGCCACCCUCCACAGUCCUCUCCCCACCUCUGCCGGAAGUGCUGCCCCAAGCUGCCCCUGAGCUCCUGCCUCAGCACGCUGGCUCCUUGGUGCCCCCAGUGGUGACAGCUGCUCAGAGUGUGCCCGUCCAGACCACGACAGUCCUGCCGCCUGUCAACCCACCGCUAUCUAGUGGGCCCAUAACUGCUGGCCCCUGUCCGCCUGUCCAGCUUCUGGUGGAACCUGCCCCAGAGGAGCAGGCUUCACAGGACAAGCUGCCUGGCCUCCCGCAGAGCUGUGAGAGCUAUGGAGGAUCUGACAUCACUUCUGGAAAAGAGAUGAGUGACAGUUGCGAGGGCAUGUUUGGGACAGGAAAGCUGGAAGGCAGGGGCUCCCGGAAACAUCACCGCCGGUCCACGCGCACACGCUCCCGCCAGGAGAGGACCAGCCGACCCCGGCUGACCAUCCUCAACGUGUGCAACACAGGCGACAAGAUGGUGGAAUGCCAGCUGGAGACACACAACCAUAAGAUGGUGACCUUCAAGUUUGACCUGGAUGGGGAUGCACCCGACGAGAUCGCCACCUACAUGGUGGAGCACGACUUCAUCCUGCCUGCCGAGCGGGAGACAUUCAUUGAGCAGAUGAAGGAUGUUAUGGACAAGGCAGAGGAUAUGCUGAGUGAGGACACGGAUGCUGACCGCAGCUCUGACCCAGGGGCCAGCCCCCCACACCUGGGCACCUGUAGCCUGGGUGAUGGGGAGGAGGGUCGGCAGUCCCAAACGAACGCCCCAGUGUAUCAGCAGAAUGUCCUGCACACGGGGAAGAGGUGGUUCAUCAUCUGCCCUGUGGCCGAGCAUCCUGUGACCGAGGCCCCUCAAUCGUCACCCCCACUUCCUCCAGGCUCCCUGCAGCCAGAAGCCAGCCAAGAUCCAGCACCCAGCAAAGACCAGCUGUCUCUGCAGGAGCAACAUGGCUCCCUGGCACCUCCGCAGCCUCCCUGCCAAGCAGGCCCUGGGGAGGCCCCUGGCAGCACACCAACCUCUUUGGUACCAGCCUCCCCUCCCAUGACAACUCUGCCUCAGGACUUGGGUGCACCGGCUGCUGGCCUCAAGCCACAGCCAGCACUAGGGGCUGCUGUGCAGGCAGGCAGUCCUGGGAUGCUGCAGGCACCAGCUGGUGAGAGAGAGACCGUCCCGUCAGGAGAGACUCAUGACACCCAGCUUGCCACGAGGCCCACAGUCAGUGGCAGAGAGUCUUGUGUUCUGCCUCCAGAAGCCCCCAGCCACUCCCCUGGCCUGAAGGAGCCCACCUCAGCCAGAGAAGCCAGUGCCCAGGGAGAACCCCCACCAGCUAUGGCCCCAGUACCCAGUGCUCCUUGCGGGACCUCUCAGCCCAGCCUAGGCCAACCUCAGCCCUCAGCCCCUUAUGCCGUGGGAGCCGUCAGCCUGACCACCCCCCAGUUCCCUAGCCCCCCACUGGGGCCCACGGCCCCCCCACAGCCACCCUCAACCUUGGAGUCUGAUGGGGAAGGACCACCCCCCAGGGUGGGCUUCGUUGACAACACCAUCAAGAGUCUGGAUGAGAAGCUGAGGACUCUGCUGUACCAGGAGCAUGUGCCCACCUCCUCAGCCUCUGCUGGCACCCCUGUGGAGGCCAGCGACCGAGACCUCACCACAGAGCCCCUGAGAGGGGACCAGGUUCGCACUGAAGUCUCCGGGGGGGACCUGGCCCUGCAGCCCCCACCAGAGGCAGAGGAGUCAGACGUGGCUCCUGGGAGGGCGUCUGCGUUGGAGCAGACCACAUCCUCUUUGCCACUAACAGCAGAGACAUCUUCCAGCAACUCUCUGGGCUCCGAUGGAGGAUGUGUGGCCUCAGAUUCUCCCGUAGUGCCUAGCGCUGCUCAGGAUGCCCCUGUUUCUGCCUCUGCUUCUCCUGCUCGUCUGGAGCCCACAGACCAGAUUGACGGGGGCCCCAGGGAAACCUCAGCUGAGCCCACACAGAGCAGCAGCCCGGGAACGUUGGCUGAGGGUGGCCAGGCUAGCCAACCCCAGAUGCACGGCACUCUGACUUCGGGGCCCCCUUGGAAACAGCCAGGACAACAGGACGGCAGCUCACCAGCCAAAACCAUGGGCCGGUUUUCUGUGGUUCGCACCCAAGAUGAGUGGACACUGGCCUCCCCCCACAACCUGCGCUACUCAGCCCCACCUGACGUCUACCUGGAUGAGGUCCCUCGCAGCCCAGACAUGCAGCUGGCUGUGAGGAGGGCGCAGACAGCCUCCUCUAUUGAGGUGGGCGUGGGGGAGCCCGUGUCCAGUGACUCAGGGGACGAGCAUCCACACCGGAGGCCGCCCGCACAGAAGCAGAACUCCCUGCCUGGCAGCACUGGUGUGGCCGGUGACUUGGUGAAGAAGGCCACGGCUUUCCUGCACAGGUCCUCGUUGACUGUCUCACCGGGCCUAGAGACGCCUAGCAGGGCAGCAGUGAAGAUCCCCACUAUCAGCGUCACCUCCUUCCACUCCCAGUCCUCCUACAUCAGCAGCGACAAUGACUCAGAGAUCGAGGAUGCCGACAUCAGGAAGGAGCUGCAAAAUCUGAGAGAGAAGCACCUGAAGGAGAUCUCAGAACUGCAGAGCCAACAGAAGCAGGAGAUCGAGGCCCUGUACCACCGCCUGGGCAAGCCGCUACCCCCCAAUGUGGGCCUCUUCCACACGGCUCCCCCCGCUGGCCGCCGCCGGAGGACCAGCAGGAGCAAACUGAAGGCUGGGAAGCUUCUGAAUCCCCUGGUGCAGCAGCUCAAGGCCGUGGCCUCCAGCACAGGUCACUUGUCAGACUGCAGCAAAGGCCCUCCUGCUAAGGACCCUGCCAAAGCCAGUGCAGGGCCCGCGGCAGCUGGCACAGCGGCCGCCCCGGCUUCAGACCCCAGUGGGAAGGCAGUUCAGACCCGGCAGCCUUGCUCCGUCCGGGCCUCCCUGUCUUCGGACAUCUGCUCCGGCUUAGCCAAUGAUGGAGGCGGAGCGCACGGCCAAGGCUGGACGCUUUACCACCCAACGUCUGAGAGAGUGGCCUAUAAGUCUAGUAGCAAACCUCGCGCUCGAUUCCUCAGUGGACCCGUGUCUGUGUCCAUCUGGUCUGCCUUGAAACGUCUCUGUCUAGGCAAAGACCACAGCAGUCGGUCCUCCACCAGCAGCCUGGUCCCUGGCCCUGAGCCAGGCCCUCAGCCCGCCCUGCACGUCCAGGCCCAGGUGAACAAUAGCAACAACAAGAAGGGCACCUUCACGGAUGACCUGCACAAACUGGUGGACGAGUGGGCGAGCAGGACAGCGGGGGCCACGCAGCUGAAGCCGUCUCUCAACCAGCUGAAGCAGACGCAGAAGCUGCAUGACAUGGAGACCCCAGCAGGGCGGCCCCCUGCCCCCAACGAGGCGUGGCCUGUGAACGCAUCUCGAGCAGCAGUGGGGACCCCAUGUCUGGCCCCAGUGCCUGGCCCUCCACCCACUGUGGUCAUUCCCGGAGCUGCCUCAGCCCUGCCCAUGCCUGUGCCAGAUUCUGAGAGUGAGGAGCCCGACUGAGCCCAGGCAGUCCGACCAACCCAGACGCCGGGCCCCAGAGUCAUCUCAGGCUGAGAAGGGGACACUGGGAGUGACGGGGCCUCGGCCAGCCCGCGCCGCCUGUCAUUCACGCUGUUUUGUAACCACUUUCUAAGCAUUUUUUAUUCACAAUUGGAGACACAAAUGUAAUGCAAGAAUAAAAAAAUAUUUUGGGGGAAAAAGGA
Erinaceus europaeus (western European hedgehog) is the source of this 6983-nucleotide messenger RNA. It is a transcript of the gene WNK2, whose product is annotated as WNK lysine deficient protein kinase 2. The transcript is spliced from 30 exons. Gene Ontology annotation, biological process: protein phosphorylation; negative regulation of sodium ion transport; positive regulation of potassium ion import across plasma membrane. The record is from RefSeq and is a predicted model, not a curated record. Gene Ontology annotation, cellular component: cytosol; cytoplasm. Gene Ontology annotation, molecular function: protein serine/threonine kinase activity; ATP binding; chloride channel inhibitor activity. The coding region runs from base 151 to 6780 and encodes 2209 amino acids. Lineage: Eukaryota; Metazoa; Chordata; Mammalia; Eulipotyphla; Erinaceidae.